AUGCUGAACAACAUGGUCGGAACACUCUCAAAACUUCGGCGUAUUGACAGGAAGCCCGUCCCCAGCAACCCAUCCGCCGACGACUCCCCAGGAAGAAUCAUCGGAUAUGCUUUGGCUACAGAUUCCUUGAGGCUUCAGACCACCGGACGGUACACAGUGGAGCUAGAGAUCUUUAUCAAGCCGGACCAUAAACGCCGAGGCAUCGGAAAAUGUCUCUUGGACAAACUCAUCGGAAUGCGUGACGCUACUUAUGUCCCCAAAAGGGGCUUCUUUUAUGUUGCCGGUUGCGAUGACAAGAGUUUCGCCAAAAGGGGCGCAAACACGCCUUAUUUGACCCACGAACAGGUUGAUGCGGCCAAAGGACUCGUACUGGAAGGAGUUACACUCAAACACGACCGUUAA
Molecule: messenger RNA, 402 nt
Organism: Aspergillus lentulus
Lineage: Eukaryota; Fungi; Ascomycota; Eurotiomycetes; Eurotiales; Aspergillaceae
Source: RefSeq, a predicted model, not a curated record